This is a messenger RNA of Fusarium venenatum, 1233 nucleotides long. The record is from RefSeq and is a predicted model, not a curated record. Lineage: Eukaryota; Fungi; Ascomycota; Sordariomycetes; Hypocreales; Nectriaceae.
AUGGCAACCCAAGCCGAGCAACAAGCAGCAGCCAACGCCUUCAUCCAGGAAGUAUGGGGCCUCCAAGGAGCAGCGUACCUUAUCGUCGGUCUUCGUUAUUACAGCCAGUUCUCUUCUUUCGGUCGACGCAUCCAGUGGGAUGAUAUUCUCAUGUUGUUAGCUACAAUAGUGUAUACCGCCGAGUCAGUAGCAGCAUACUUCGUCGUCGCAUACUGGAAAGGCUUGGCGAACAACGGCAUAACAUCUGCGCAACGUCAGGCGUUGAGGGAUAACCCGGAUAGUCCUGAAUGGGCGCUUCGAGUAAACGGGUCCAAGACGCAUGUCAUUGGGCUUUUACUCUACAUGACGUUGUUAUGGCUACUGAAGGGCUAUUGGGUUGUCUACUAUCUACGCCUCACCGAAGGUGUGGCUUCAGCAAAGAGAUAUGCUCGCUGGGGUACUGUUAUUAUCCCCGUGACAUACGUAUCUUGCUUCUUGAUAGCCUUUCUCAAGUGCAUACCAUUUGAGAAGCAAUGGCAAAUUGACCCAGAACCACAAAAUUCUUGCCUGCCAGCUAUCACAUACAUACAGACUAUUUACGUGAUGGCCAUGAAUACCGCCACAGAUUUCUUUCUGAUGUCAAUUCCCCUUCCUAUGAUCUGGAAGGCUAGGAUGCCCUGGCGCAAGAAGAUUGUUAUCAUGUUCAUGUUCAGUGGAGCGCUUCUAGAAAUGAUAUUCGGAAUCUUGAGAGCCGUGUCUAUUCUCACAAAAGGAAAUACUGAUCCAGCCCAGUCAGGCUACUGGUCUGUCCGUGAAUCAUUUGUUAGUUUCGUCGUCACAAAUCUUCCCAUGGUCUAUCCACUUCUCAAGCGAGUCGUUGAGAAAACAGUCUCGGCUUCUAAAAGCGGUACCCAUACUCCGGGUCUAGGCGAUAGUCAGGGAUAUCGCCUCGGGGACUACAAGAACAAAGUCAGCUCGCGAUCACGUCCUGAUGAAACGGAUCUGGGGGACACGGUAUGGGGAUCGAAGGACCAUAUUGUACCAGCUGAUGGGCAAGGUAGUGGUGAUGAAGUCUCGCUCGAAGGUGCCAACAAAGUACAUCGGGACUCACACCUUGGUAUAAGGUCUCAAAAUAUCGCUAAAGCUGUGGGUGGGCUUCAGCCAAGCAAGAGUCACGGCCGGAAACAAGGAUUGGAAGCGGGACAUGGGGAGAUUGUGGUUACGUCCGAAUAUGUAGUACGGGUGGAUCAGUAA